Messenger RNA from Lemur catta (Ring-tailed lemur), 1622 nucleotides. RefSeq names its product WAP four-disulfide core domain 1 (gene WFDC1). Gene Ontology annotation, cellular component: extracellular region. Gene Ontology annotation, molecular function: peptidase inhibitor activity. The record is from RefSeq and is a predicted model, not a curated record. Gene Ontology annotation, biological process: regulation of cell growth. NCBI's taxonomy places the organism in Eukaryota, Metazoa, Chordata, Mammalia, Primates, Lemuridae.
AUGGCCGUGUGGGACAGCACGGAUGGAGUGACAGCUGAGCCAUCCGGCAGGCAGGUGGACAGGGUUGUGCACGACUCGUUCGUUCCACGGGGUUUACUCAGUGUCUCCCUGGUGCCAGGCACUGCUUUAGGCACUAGUGAUUCCAAAGUGAACAAACAGACCCCAAAAAGCUGCCCCGUGCAGCUGGUGUCCUGUUUUGAGCGGUUGGACGAGGGAGCAGCAGCCCGCUCCUCCUCGGGAGGGCACUCAGCCUGCGAGGAAGUGCUCAUUAGGAGAGGGGCAGACACGGCCACUCCCGACCACGUCUCCAAGCAAGCCGGGGGCCCCCUCCUCCUGCAGCGCUGGCUGGGCCGCCCACGUCCUGGUGGAAGCCUCUGGGGCCAGAUGUUACAGGGCAAGCUAAAAAUAACCUGGCAGGCCAGCCACCAUCGAGGAGGGGCAUGGUCGCUCCCCAGGGAGGAAACGCCUCCCACCGGCCUCGGGAUGGGCAGCCGCGGAAGGAAGGUCGUCUGGGCUCUGAGCUUGCUGCUCCUUCUCCUCGAAACCAGUUCUGCCAAGAAUGUCUGGAAACGGGCACUGCCCGCGAGGCUGGCGGAGAAAUCCCGCGCCGAGGAUGCGGGCGCGCCCGGCGGCCCCCGACAGCCCCGCGCCGACCGCUGCCCGCCGCCCCCGCGGACGCUGCCCCCGGGCGCCUGCCAGGCCGCGCGCUGCCAGGCGGACUCCGAGUGCCCGCGCCACCGGCGCUGCUGCUACAACGGCUGCGCCUACGCCUGCCUGGAGGCCGUGCCGCCCCCGCCAGUGCUAGACUGGCUGGUGCAGCCGAAGCCUCGAUGGCUUGGUGGCAACGGCUGGCUCCUGGACGGCCCCGAGGAGGUGUUGCAAGCAGAGGCGUGCAGCACCACCGAGGACGGGGCAGAGCCGCUGCUGUGUCCCUCGGGCUAUGAGUGCCACAUCCUGAGCCCCGGCGACAUGGCUGAGGGCAUCCCCAACCGCGGGCAGUGCGUCAAGCAGCGCCGGCCAGCAGAUGGGCGGAUCCUGAGACACAGGUUUUACAAAGAAUAUCCAGAGGGUGACUCAAAGAAUGUGGCAGAACCUGGAAGGGGACAACAGAGGCACUUUCAAUAAAGCAUCGGCAGGCAGCGGGUUUGCGGGAGCGCAAACUAUCGGGGAAAACAGCAUGGCGCCCAGGGUCUACAUCCAGCUCAGAGACAGGACACCCGGCUCUCAAUCCCACGGGCCCCCCUGGCUGCUGACUCUGUGGGGGCCGCUUCACAGCGCUGGUCCCUGUCUUACCGCCCUGGACAAAAGACCCCACAGCUCCACAAGAUCUUGCACCGAGAAAGAAGCCGCUGCCUAAGUGAGCAUGUUUGAAGCCACUUUCUAAGACAGUUCAGCAUGUUGGCAUUUUGUAUAGAUUUCCCCCGGAAGCUGGCUCUGAGGAGCACACACCCAUCCCAGAUGUUCUCAGAAUAACUUUGUCCAUCGGGAAAUGGAAUGAACUUGCCUGCUAACGCGUGAGUCACAGUUCUGCCCACCUGACGAUCGCGAAUAGGAUGUGCCCAGCCCGAAUGUUAGCGGAGGGUGGGAGGCGGUUACAGAGCAAUAAAAACUGCAAACCGAGA